AUUGAUGAUUGAUAUAUGCAAUUGAUAUGGUUCAUGUGCAUUUUCAGUGUCUAAUUUAAAACUGAUUUUUCCAUUGGAUUUUGUAAAUACAUUAUAAGAUACAUGUUUUAGCCACAUAGUUUUUAAAUGUUACCUUUAACCAAACACUGUUUCUCCAGCUAAUAUGAAGUCAAAGUUUCUCAAGAACUUUGUAACUAAGAAGAGACAUUCUUAUUCUCGCCCUCUAGGAUGACUGGAACAGAAAAUACUGUUGUUGAAACAUAAAAUAGUAUUUCCAUAUCCUUUGGUUCUGCUUGAAUCAACCACAUUACAGUUUCCAUUAUAGCUUGUCAAAUUAACAAAGACUGUAGGGUUCCAGCCCUUCAUAGACUUUUCCCAGAGUCUCUACAUGUUUCCCACUGUUCUUUUUAUGUUCUGUCUUAGUACUACCCCAUGUCAGUUCUCCAUCUUAGUUCUCCUCAAGGCCCUGAGGUUUACAGUUAUAGACCCAUGCAAUCAGCAAUACUCUGCUAAAGCAAGGUCACAUGGCUUGAACUCUUUCAGGGUUAAACAGAGAGGUGAUAAGAUCCACACAAAAAGCAGUCAUUGUCAGCAUUAUUUGCAACCCAAAAGGGAGUGAUUAAAGGAGGUGGGAUCAACUAAGAGCUAAUCAGUUAAUAGAUCAAAAGGGGGAAUUUGUGUGCUCAAACUAUAUUCUUAGAAGUAGUUAGCUAAAAUAUAAGGAGUUUUAUGUUACUAAAUCAUGAGUAAAAGAAAACUGCCCCCCCAUCUUGGCUGUGCCUUUUUUUUCGUGGGGGGGGGGGUGGGAACUGUGAACUCCCAGGCUAGAUAGCCUGUGUCACAGCUUGAUGUACCUGGUGUGUGAAAGCCCCUUUGUCCUGUGUUAAAGGCAGACUUGGGCUAUGGGAGAAAGGAGGGGUUAAGCUUAAUUUGCACAAGAAAUAAAGCUUUGUACCUAACAUCCCCCUAGUCUUGGCAGUUGUCUCAGUAAGAUAUUUUUGUCUGGAGAUGCUCCUGGCCACAUACUUGCUAAUGGAGAUAAUUGCAGAAAGGCACACAGUUGCAGGAUGUUAUCCAAAUACCCCAAAUUGUAUAGGGAAAAAUUGUGCCCAGUGAAUGAUCACUCAAAUGGGAAAACUACAAUGGCACACGAGGAAUUCAUUGGAGGACACAGCUGAUAUGUUCAAAAGCUGAUAUCACCAAGAAUCCUUGAGGCUUGACUUUAUCCUCUCUUCCAGGUGGAAAUGGCCUUGCUUGUAAUGGAUGAGGAAGAGGACAGCAAGAAACACUUCAACUAUGACAAGAUUGUAGAGCACCAGAAUCUGAGCAAAAAGAAGAAGAAAGAGCGUAUGAAAAAGAAGAAGUUACUUGAGGAUAACUUUGAGGUAAAUGUUAGUGAUGCAUGGUUUCAGGCAAUGUACACUUCCCACUUGUUCAAUUUGGAUCCCUCUGAUCCUAAUUUCAAGAAAACAAAAGCUAUGGAAAAAAUUCUCAAGGAGAAAGCCCCACAGGGAGACCACAAAGAGCUACUUAUUCAAGCAGUAGAGCAAGCUCAGCAGGACAUGGAAAAGCUGGCACAGAAGCGUCCCAUAGAUCCUGCCUUGUCUUUGUUGAUUAAAUCCGUGAAGAACAAAACAGAGCAAUUCCAAGCCAGAAAAAACAGAGUCAAAUAACUGGGUGCUCUGUGAUCUCCUCAAGUACACAGAAAUAGUAUAAGGGAUAAUGGGGCUGAAGCCACCUUUCUAGAGGAUGAAAAAAAUAUCCUUUUCUGACCAUUGUUAAGUUGUUCUUCACUGGGACUGGAGAGACAGCAGCUCAACAUUAAAGAAUGAAGGUGCUUAUGCAGAGCGUCUAAGUUUGCUUCCCAGCACCCACAUGGCACGUCACAGCCAUAUGUAAUUCCAGUUCCAGGAGAUCCAGUGCCUGUCGUGGCCUCUAUGAGCAUUGUGUGCCCAUAAUACCCACACAAACAUAAAUGCAGACAAAAUAGUCACACACAUAAAUGUUUUUAAAAAUGUUCCCCUUACAUAAUUGUUCUAAUCGUAAAUAAUUCACAUUUUAUACUGUGUAUUUCUACAGAUUUGUCAUAAUAUAAUUAUGUGAACUAUAGAAUUUAUAAGUUUUUUAUAUUGUAUGAAGUUCAUUUCCUACAAGUACAGUGUUUGUUACUCUAAUUUAGCUUUCUAGGAGAUUAUCUACAAUUUAUGUAAAAAAUGGUGUCCAUUUUUCUGUGUAAAGAUUAAAAAUAAAUUUAAAAAAUACAUAUAUACAUAUAUAGUGCCUUAAUCUCUCUGAAGGCAGGAGGCAGAUCUAAGUAGCUAUUGAGAUAACUUAUUUUUCUAUCAAAAAGGAUGGAAACUGUGAACUUUUUUUUCCGUGCUUAGUAAUUUGCAUGUAGAACUAACUUACAAAUAAAAGUGUAAGAUGUUUUUACUA
This is a messenger RNA of Onychomys torridus (southern grasshopper mouse), 2436 nucleotides long. RefSeq names its product ESF1 homolog. Gene Ontology annotation, biological process: rRNA processing. The coding region runs from base 1245 to 1673 and encodes 142 amino acids. The record is from RefSeq and is a predicted model, not a curated record. Gene Ontology annotation, molecular function: RNA binding. NCBI's taxonomy places the organism in Eukaryota, Metazoa, Chordata, Mammalia, Rodentia, Cricetidae. Gene Ontology annotation, cellular component: nucleus. The transcript has 3 exons.